GGAUGUCUCCCGGAGGGGAUGUGGGACUUGGCGCUCCGGAGCGGGGAGGGGGCCGCCCGUGGCCUGAGCUGCCCGCGCGCUGGAGGGAACAGAGGCGACCUGUGUGGCUGGGCAGGCGGGGCCGCCCCCGGGAAGGGAGGAGGUGCUGCCUGGCCCGCGUCGGACCCCCCGAGAGAGAGGGAGAGAGAAGCUCUUUGUCCGUCCCGCUGGACUGCAGCGGAGGGGGCGGGGACGCCGCUGGGCACUUCCCUGGUACAGUCCCCUCCGGAGGGCCGAGGGGCCGGAGAGCCGCAACCCUAAUCGCUGCUUUGGCUGUCCCAGCAGAUGGUGGGCAGUGGUGGUGCUCGCCGCGCUCCCUUCUUUGGGAGCAGGUGGAGAGUCACCCGAAGCCCCUCCGCAGUCCUGGACACAGCUGUGGUUCUUCCGCUUUUUCUUGAAUGCUGCUGGUUAUGCCAGCUUUAUGGUACCUGGCUACCUCCUGGUGCAAUAUUUAAGACGGAAGAACUACCUGGAGACAGGGGUCUCUGCUUUCCCCUGGUGAAAGCCUGUGUGUUUGGCAAUGAGCCCAAGGCCUCUGAUGAGGUUCCACUGGCUCCCCGGACAGAAGCAGCGGAUACUCCGCCCUCUUGGCAGGUCCUGAAGCUGAUCUUCUGUGCCUCGGGGCUCCAGGUGUCCUAUCUGACUUGGGGUGUACUGCAGGAGAGAGUGAUGACUGGCAGCUAUGGGGCCACAGCCACAUCACCAGGCGAGCAUUUCACAGACUCACAGUUCCUGGUGCUAAUGAACCGCGUGCUGGCACUGAUUGUGGCAGGUCUCUACUGUGUCCUACGCAAGCAACCCCGUCAUGGUGCUCCCAUGUACCGGUACUCUUUUGCCAGUCUGUCAAACGUGCUUAGCAGCUGGUGCCAGUAUGAAGCGCUUAAGUUCGUCAGCUUCCCUACCCAGGUGCUGGCCAAGGCCUCCAAGGUGAUUCCUGUCAUGAUGAUGGGAAAGCUGGUGUCCAGGCGAAGCUAUGAGCACUGGGAAUACCUGACUGCAGGCCUCAUCUCCAUUGGGGUUAGCAUGUUUCUGCUGUCCAGCGGACCAGAGCCCCGAAGCUCUCCAGCCACCACGCUCUCAGGCUUGGUCCUCCUGGCCGGCUACAUCGCUUUUGACAGCUUCACCUCAAACUGGCAGGAUGCCCUGUUUGCCUAUAAGAUGUCCUCAGUGCAGAUGAUGUUUGGGGUCAAUCUGUUCUCCUGUCUCUUCACAGUGGGCUCCCUCCUGGAGCAGGGCGCCCUGCUGGAGGGAGCCCGUUUCAUGGGGCGACACAGUGAGUUUGCACUGCAUGCCCUCCUCCUCUCCAUCUGCUCUGCCUUGGGUCAGCUCUUCAUCUUCUACACCAUUGGACAGUUCGGAGCCGCCGUCUUCACCAUUAUCAUGACUCUCCGCCAGGCUAUCGCCAUCCUUCUCUCCUGCCUCCUCUACGGCCACACUGUCACUGUGGUGGGGGGCCUGGGAGUGGCUGUGGUCUUCACUGCCCUCCUACUUAGAGUCUAUGCCCGGGGCCGUAAGCAGCGGGGAAAGAAGGCUGUGCCAACUGAGCCCCCAGUGCAGAAGGUAUGAGGAGUUAAGGACCCUCACUUGGUAGCUUCUCAGAGGCGCCGGCUCAAGGGCAGACUAUUUUCUCAGUAUUUCAGUAUACAGCAGGAUUGGAACCCUGGGGGCGGCCUCUUGCCUUGCCUUAAAAGCCCUCCCUACUUUCCUGAAGUGGCAGUUGUGGGUGAGGGUGAGUUAGUGGUGAUCCAGAGGGAGCUGCUCCCCCAACCUGAGGUCUUGGUUUUAGCUGGUAGACCUGUAAGCCAGCAGACACUGGGCAAGAGCAGCACAAAAGUUUACAGGUCCUACCAAUGUGGUUUCCCGGGGGCUGUGAAAACGGUGCUGUGCCAAAGGGAACAGAGCCCUGCCCACCCCCUUGGGGCCCUUGUGUUCCCUGCUCAAGUUCUGGUACUUGGGGUCCCCUCAGCUCUUAUUUGAUUAAACUGCAACAGUGACUUGGCCAUGUGUUUUGGUUGGCUGAAAGGGACUCAAGGGAAGUAGUGUUCAGAGGACCUACCAAACCACUCAGGCUCACGGGUGUCUUGAGUGUUACUGUACAAGGAGAACAGGACUGUGUAAAACGGCAUCUUCUUUAUUUUGCAUACUUUUAAUUUCAGAACAAAAUAAAACAAACAAAAACCACAAUA
This is a messenger RNA of Onychomys torridus (southern grasshopper mouse), 2225 nucleotides long. RefSeq names its product solute carrier family 35 member B2 (gene Slc35b2). NCBI's taxonomy places the organism in Eukaryota, Metazoa, Chordata, Mammalia, Rodentia, Cricetidae. Gene Ontology annotation, biological process: transmembrane transport. The transcript has 3 exons. Gene Ontology annotation, molecular function: 3'-phosphoadenosine 5'-phosphosulfate transmembrane transporter activity. Bases 325 to 1605 code for a protein of 426 amino acids. The record is from RefSeq and is a predicted model, not a curated record. Gene Ontology annotation, cellular component: endoplasmic reticulum membrane; Golgi membrane.